AUGGACUCGCAUACCGCCGCCGCAUCCACUGCUUUCGUCCCUCUCUUCGACACGCUCCCCUCGUCCCGCACCUCUGCCGCCUCCAUCUGGGCGCCCCAGCCUCAGCCGUCGGACACCGCUUGGGACACCUUCAGACGAGGCAACUUCGGGAACCAUCCCCCACCACCGCCUCCUCCGGGACGCCUUCGUCCGGCGCCCUUCCGGUCGUCCUCUUUUCCCGUACACCACGCCGGUGAAGAUGUCUUCGGACCCCUCGGCUUCGAGUUGUUUGGUCGCCAGGACGUCGGGGCCAUAGGCGACGGCCGCAAAAGGCUCUCGCCCAACUUCGACGACUCUGAGCUGCACGUCGAGCAGCUUCUCCGCUCUCUCAACUUGAACUCCCCGGGCCCUCUGCCUCCCAUGCCGAAGAUGCGAAGCGACGUUCCGCGUUCGCCUACGUCUCCCGAUCUAUCUCCUAUCUCUACCACCUCUGCUCUUCUCACCCCAACCGACCUCUCUCCUGCCAAAGCUUUCGACCAAAAGCUCCCGCCCAACUUCGACUUCAACGCCCCAGUUCGGUCCGGCGACAACAACUCCUUGAUGUUCGAGACCGGAUUCCGCGAUGGCCCUCCCCUCUCUCAGGCUCAUUUCUGGCCACAGUCUCAAGCUGUCAGCCCCGACACCGGCUACUUCCCUUCCUUUGAGCCGUUUCCCGAGAGCGCCUCGACGACUUCUCCUCGUGCUGCGAGCUCGUUUCCUCAGGCCGACCGCCGCCGCUUGGACACCAAUGGCCUCCCGACCACGCUUCCUCCUCUGUCUUGGGGCGGCCAGCGCUUCCGGACCUCGUCGGAGUGGGUGAAGGCGGACGACAUCGGAGAGCGUUCUAUUCAACUUAAUGCGAGCGAAAAUAUCCUCCGUUCUGCGACUCAACAGAUGCCGAGCCCUCCGCGUUCUACGACCUCUCAGCCUAUCAACUUCCUGUCGCUGCUACAUCCUUCUUCGUCGCCGCCAUACGACCUCUUUGUGGCUCGCAUCAUCAAGUCCUCCGACCAGCAGGCUUCUAUCUUUCUUCAACAGAAGCUCAAAGUGGCCGAUGCAGAAGAGCGCACGAAGAUCGUGGACGCUAUUUGCGCGAAGGGCUUCGAGAUGAUGGCUCAUAGGUUCGGGAACUGGGCCGUGCAGAGAUGUCUCGAGGCCACCUCAAGUGUCGAUGAGCGCCGCAAGAUUGUUUCUUGCAUGCGCACCCGUGUUGUUGAACUUGCCACCAACUGCUACGGGUGUCACGUCCUCCAGAAGGCCCUCGAUUGCGAAGAGGAAGUUCGUCUCUUGAUCGUGCGCGAGCUUCUGCUCGGCGAUCCGGCUCAGACGUUGGUGAACAAGCAUGCGUCUCACGUCUGGAGCAAGAUCAUGGAGCUCAGCUGGACGCCUCCCGCGCCGCCGAUUUUUGCCUUCGUCAAUAAAUCGCUCAAGGGCAAGUGGGCGUCCUUGGCGUGCCAUGAGACUGGCUCGCUCGUCGUUCAGCACGCUUUCGAGAACCUCGAGGAGUCUGCCAAGGACGGCAUCGUCGACGAGCUAUUGAAGCAAGGGCCCCUUGUGUUCGGAGAGGUCGCCAAAAACCAGUGGGGCUCUUACUGUAUUCAACACAUUCUUGAGCACGGUUCUCAACGCCAUCGUUACCUUGCCUUGGAGCAUCUCCUUGGCGGCUUGCUUGAAUACGCCACGAACGAGCAAGGUAUCAAGUCCAUCACAAAGGCUCUUAAGGAGGGAGGGAAGGAGACGCUUGACAGGAUCAUCAAGAGAAUGUGUGAACCUGCUAAGACAGCCAUGAUUGUCGAUCUCGCGCUCUCCGUGACGGGAAGCCAGCUCAUUGCAAGCGUUCUACCCAACGCCGACAAAGACCAACGUGCGCUCCUGUACGAGUCUAUUCGAGGACACAUCGUGACUCUGCGAGGCUGCAAGACUGGCUCCAAAGUAAUCUGGCUCUUCGACCGCAUGCGCGCAUACUACGGAUAUUAG
This is a messenger RNA of Epithele typhae, 1995 nucleotides long. RefSeq names its product ARM repeat-containing protein. Gene Ontology annotation, biological process: post-transcriptional regulation of gene expression. Gene Ontology annotation, molecular function: mRNA 3'-UTR binding. The record is from RefSeq and is a predicted model, not a curated record. The coding region runs from base 1 to 1995 and encodes 664 amino acids. Lineage: Eukaryota; Fungi; Basidiomycota; Agaricomycetes; Polyporales; Epitheliaceae. Gene Ontology annotation, cellular component: cytoplasm. The transcript has 13 exons.